AUGAAUCGAUUCAUCCCGCGCAGGCCGUUCCUGAAGCAGAAACUCGGCAUCUUGACCGCAGCUCUCGCUGCCCCCCGCACCAUGCAUAUCCAGUCGAUUCCCAUGUGGACCGGGAGUAGCAACAACUACGCCUACCUGGUGGUCGACGACAAGUCCAAGGAUGCCGUCAUCAUUGAUCCGGCAAACCCGCCUGAGGUUGCGCCCGUCUUGAAGGAGGCUAUCCAGGCGGGCAGGAUUAAGCUGACGGCCAUUGUCAAUACGCAUCAUCACUGGGAUCACGCUGGCGGGAACAAGAAGCUGCUGGCGGAGCUGGGCACCCCUGGCCUGGACAUCAUCGGCGGCAAGGACUGCGAGGGCGUGACCAGGACGCCCUCGCACGGGGAGACGUUCAAGCUGGGCAGCAUCGCCGUCAGGGGCGUGCACACGCCGUGCCACACGCAGGACAGCAUCUGCUUCUUCAUGGAGGACGAGACGGGCCGGGCCGUGUUUACGGGCGACACGCUCUUUGUCAGCGGCUGUGGCAAGUUCUUCGAGGGCUCGGCGGCAGAGAUGCACGAGGCGCUCAACAAACGGCUCGGCGCCCUGCCGGACGACACCGUCGUCUACCCGGGACACGAGUACACCAAGUCCAACGUCAAGUUCGCCUUGUCGGUGCAGCAGAGCGAGGCCGUCAAGAAGCUGCACGACUUUGCGGCCAACAACGUCGAGACGACGGGCAAGUUCACCAUUGGCGACGAAAAGAAGCACAACCUCUUCAUGAGGGUCGACGACCCCGAGAUUCAAAGGGCCACGGGCGCCACGGACCCCGUCGACGUCAUGGGCAAGCUACGCGAGAUGAAGAACAACUUCAAGUGA
Hirsutella rhossiliensis is the source of this 855-nucleotide messenger RNA. RefSeq names its product metallo-beta-lactamase superfamily domain-containing protein. Gene Ontology annotation, molecular function: hydroxyacylglutathione hydrolase activity. Lineage: Eukaryota; Fungi; Ascomycota; Sordariomycetes; Hypocreales; Ophiocordycipitaceae. The coding region runs from base 1 to 855 and encodes 284 amino acids. The transcript has 10 exons. The record is from RefSeq and is a predicted model, not a curated record.